UUAUGGUCAACACCGAAAUGAAAACUGUUAUUAUCACGCUGCUUUUCGUCCUUGGAGCCUAUGGUGAGCCACCAAGAGCUUUGAACAGCUUGUGUACUUAUCUGGAUGAAGGAAAGGAAACUACUUCCAAUUUGGGAAAUACCAAAAAAUGUUUCGCUCACUAUUUACCAGUUAGAAAGUGAAGGAGCUACCUGGUCGCAGGGAUACAGUAGUUGCCAAAAGUGUGCCAUCGAUGAGAAACAGACCCUGCUAUCAGAUGCCUCUGGGGAACAGGAAGAGAUUCGAGAAGCUGCCCUGAACAUAAGUUCCUUCAUUGACCAGUGUUUAACCCUAGCAGAGCCCUUGGAAUUUUUCAAUUGCUUUGCCAAAAUGUCUAAACUGCAAUUGGCCAACGUGUAUAGUAUUUCCUUUAAUGCCUCCGAACAGGCUUUAAUCCUGAAUACAAAAUUGGGUAGCAUCGAAAUGGAGCACUAUCUGUGCACCAAUAAGACCGAACAUAAUUAUGUCCAAGGAAUUGAUAAGAUCUUUCGUCUGUUGGAUAAAUGUCUGCAACAAAAUGAUACAAACUGA
This is a messenger RNA of Drosophila eugracilis, 570 nucleotides long. RefSeq lists its product as uncharacterized. The record is from RefSeq and is a predicted model, not a curated record. Lineage: Eukaryota; Metazoa; Arthropoda; Insecta; Diptera; Drosophilidae.